AUGCAAUGCAGACUAGAAGGAAAAGUAGCUUUGAUCACUGGUGGGGCAAGGGGCAUUGGUGAGUGCAUGGCAAGGCUGUUUUGCAAACAUGGGGCAAAGGUUGUGAUUGCAGACAUUCAAGAUCAGCUAGGUAAAGCAGUUCAAGCUGACAUUGGAACUGAAUCUGCAUCUUACAUACACUGUGAUGUGUCCAAAGAAAAGGAUGUUGAAAAUGCAGUGAACAUGGCUGUGUCCAAGUAUGGAAAGCUAGACAUAAUGGUGAACAAUGCUGCAACGAUAGAUGAUGCUAAACCUAUCAUUCUUGACAACGAUGUGGCUGAGUUCGAACGUGUUGUAAGAGUGAAUCUGAUAGGUCCCUUCUUGGGAACAAAGCAUGCAGCUAGAGUAAUGAUCCCAGCGAGAAAGGGAAGCAUAAUAAGUAUAGGAAGUGUGAGUUCAAGUGUUGGAGGGAUUGCAACACACGCAUACACAAGCUCCAAACAUGGCAUUGUAGGACUGACAAAGAAUGCAGCUGCUGAACUUGGAAAAUUUAGCAUCAGAGUNAACUGUUUGUCACCCUACUUCAUCAGUAAUGUAAUUUCAAAAGAGUUCUUCAAACUUGAUGAUGAAGGUUUCUCAAAAGUUUAUUCAAAUCUUAAAGGGGUUACCUUGACAGAAGAAGAUGUAGCAGAAGCUGCACUCUAUUUGGCAAGUGAUGAGUCUAAGUACGUCAGUGGACAUAAUCUUGCAGUUGAUGGUGGCUUUACAACUAUUAAUCCAAUUUUCGGUCUGUUUUCGCAAUCGUCUCUGUAA
Molecule: messenger RNA, 792 nt
Organism: Vigna radiata var. radiata (mung bean)
Lineage: Eukaryota; Viridiplantae; Streptophyta; Magnoliopsida; Fabales; Fabaceae
Product: secoisolariciresinol dehydrogenase-like
Exons: 1
Coding region: 1-792 (263 amino acids)
Molecular function (GO): oxidoreductase activity
Source: RefSeq, a predicted model, not a curated record